This is a messenger RNA of Doryrhamphus excisus (bluestripe pipefish), 8223 nucleotides long. RefSeq names its product calmodulin-binding transcription activator 1-like. Gene Ontology annotation, molecular function: double-stranded DNA binding; transcription coregulator activity; protein binding. NCBI's taxonomy places the organism in Eukaryota, Metazoa, Chordata, Actinopteri, Syngnathiformes, Syngnathidae. Gene Ontology annotation, cellular component: nucleus. The record is from RefSeq and is a predicted model, not a curated record. Gene Ontology annotation, biological process: regulation of transcription by RNA polymerase II.
UCUCUGCGAGUGUGAACGCGCAUGCCCCCCCACCCCCUCUCUCUCCCCUCCACACCCCUCUCCUACCGCCACCACUAGGUCGAGUCGAGGAGGAGGAGGAGGAAGAGGAGGAGGAGGAGGGAUGAGGCGCGCGGCGGAGGGGAAAUGGCUGCCGAAAACAAGCCGGAAGGACUGAAGAAGAUAAGAAAUCCAGAGCGAAUGGUCAGGAUAGCCGUGGGUUACACGGGACACACCCCUCCCAAGAGUGAUGACACUGACGCCAACAGUGAGCCAGGCCAGCUGAAAAUCUACCUUCCUAAGAAGCUACUGGAGUGUCUGCCCAAAUGCUCCUCUCUGCCCAAGGAGCGCCAUCGCUGGAACACUAACGAGGAGAUUGCUGCGUAUCUCAUCACUUUUGAGAAACAUGAUGAGUGGCUGACGACAUCGCCAAAAACCAGGCCUCAAAAUGGCUCCAUGAUCCUCUACAACCGCAAGAAGGUGAAGUACAGGAAAGAUGGAUACUGCUGGAAGAAAAGGAAAGACGGGAAGACCACCCGAGAGGAUCACAUGAAACUCAAAGUCCAGGGUGUCGAGUGUCUGUAUGGCUGCUACGUCCACUCCUCCAUCAUCCCCACCUUCCACCGUAGAUGCUAUUGGCUGCUGCAGAACCCGGAUAUCGUGCUGGUGCACUAUCUGAACGUGCCGGCGGUGGACGAUAGCGGGAAGCCGUGCGGCCCGGUUCUGUGCUCCAUCAACACCGACAGGAAGGAGUGGGCCAAGUGGAGCAAGGAGGAGCUCAUCGGACAACUCAAACCCAUGUGUGCCGGAAGCAGCCUACAUCAGAAAUGUUCCAGCGUCAAGCAGCGCAUCAUCUCCUCCAAGCAGGAGUCGGGGGCAGCGGCAGGGGGCGGCGCUACGGUGGGGGCCGGCAUCACGGCAGGCCAGAGAUCGGAGGAAGCGGAUGGCACGGAGGUCCAGAACAGCGACGUGUCGGAGGGCCAGACGGAGCCCAGUCCCGUGGGGCGGCGGAGCAGAGCGGGCGGAGGAGAUCGGAGAAACGGGCGAAUAACCAAGCCCUCCCUGCUCCCGCAGAGCAGCAUGGAGGUGUCCUCCUCCACCUCCGCCAACCAGGUGGAAGUCCCCGACACCACCCAGAGCUCGCCACUCUCAAUCGCCAGCGACAUGGCCGACAGCCCGGCGCUCGCCAUCGGCGCCGCCGGCCUGUCACAGAGCACCGCCGUGUUCAUGUCUGAGGUCACCACCUUGACUGGGGAUUCGGUUUACUCCGCCGGCCACACCCACCUGCUGCCAUCGCCGCACGAGAGCGCCGCCACCGGCAUCCUGUUGGCCGUCGCCCCCGAGAACCAGCGGUUCGCGUCGUUUCCAGGCGGGGUCGGCUUAGGGGAGGGAGCGGAGCUGGUUCUUUCCAGCUCGUUAGACUCUGGUGGAGGAGUUAGCCUUCCUGAGACUGCCAUGACCUUUGACCCUGACUGCUUCCUCAAUAACCCCAAGCAGGGCCAGACCUACGGAGGAGGCGGCGGAAAAAACGAGGGGUGUAACGGCAACGACGGGGGAAUCCACUGUUCCUCCAACGGAUUCGUCUACAACCCAUCCCUCGUCAACAACAUCAAGAAGGAAGCCACGCCCCUGGAGCAGCCGCUAGCGCCUCAGGGCGGUUAUGUCGGCGAGGGGGCGGGCCUCAGCCCCAGCACCACCUUGGAGCAAAUGGACUUCAGUGCGGUCAUGUCAUCGCCGUGUGUCCCAAGUCUAACCCAGUCCGCUCACCACCCUUCGCCCAACCUCUUCCUGCAGGCCCCGGCUCACGCGAACCAGUCCUCCCAGCAGCAGACCAACGGCGCCGAGGGAGCGCAGGAGUCGGACGAAACCGGGUCUUACAUAAGCCUGCAGAGAGACACCCCCGUCACCAACGGAGACCCGCACUCACACCUCCAUCCAACCAGCCAAGACCCGCAGGCGCUCUGUGGAAGGAGUGAAAAAGGAGCACCGGGGGCCGCGUUUGCUCUGACCAGCCAGGACACGCGUGUUGACCAGUCCGGCGGCGGGGGUCAUCAGGAGGUCGCCAGCAAAGCCGCUGAGAACGGCGGGGACUUGAUGCUCAAGUCUGGAUCCGCUCACGAGGCUUAUGCGAGCGUGGACACGGAGCGCUACCUUCAACCUACGGAUGACAAUGGCGGCGGCGAGGAGGGGGGCGGCGCCUGCGGAGCGGCAGGAAAUGGGGAAAAUGAAAUUCUUUGUAACGGUGUGAGCUUGUCGGGACCCGGAGGCUCGGUGGGGGCCAGUCCUCAGUCAAUAGGCGCUGGUGCCAGCAUGGAGAGGGCGCUCUACACUUCCUCCCUCCCUCCACAAGGUGGGGGCGUAUCGGCCACGGCGGCGGGAGCCGGCGCCGCCAUCAGCCUGGAGGGUUUCGAGGCCUCGUUUGGAAGCCAGUUCUCUGACCUCAUAAAUGAUUUCAUCUCGGUCGAGGGGUCUGGAGGUGGGGUCGGGGCGGCUGUCACCGGGGUUCUGAUGCCCCAGGAGGGGGCGGUCGGGGAGGAGCAGGGCACAGGGGCAGGCCACCUCCAAGGCUCAGAAGUGGAGCAGGGAGCCCUGGGAAUGCUCCAGGAGACCGGGAGGCUGUUUGGUGUGACAGACUACUCCCCCGAGUGGUCUUAUCCAGAGGGUGGCGUCAAGGUGCUCAUCACAGGACCGUGGUUGGAGUCGAGCAGCGAGUACAGCUGUUUGUUUGACCACAUCAGCGUCCCUGCUGCCCUCAUCCAACCUGGUGUGCUACGCUGCUACUGUCCAGCCCAUGACACAGGACUGGUCAUGCUGCAGGUAGCGAUGGGUGGAGAGGUCAUCUCUUCAUCUGUGGUGUUUGAAUACAAGGCCCGCGACCUUCCCGCCCUUCCUUCUUCUCAGCACGACUGGCUGUCUCUCGACGAUACCCAAUUCAGGAUGUCCAUCUUGGAGCGUCUGGAGCAGAUGGAACAGAGGAUGGCUGAUAUAACCAAUCAAAACCCCAGCUCAGAAACCAUGGCAACCAAGAGUGGAGGGGUGGAAGGAGGGGGAGCCACUGAACAGCAGUCUCAAACCUCUCCGGACCACAGUUCGUUCGAGGGGCGAGUUGUGGUUGUGUGUGAGAAGAUGAUGUCCCAGCCAUGCUGGGCCUCCUCCAAUCAGCUCGUCCACAGUAAGAACUCCAGAGGAAUGACCUUACUCCAUCUGGCCGCAGCUCAGGGCUACGCUGGGCUCAUUCAGACUCUGAUCCGCUGGCGAACCAAGCACGCUGACAGUAUUGACCUUGAGCUGGAAGUGGAUCCUCUUAACGUGGACCAUUUCUCCUGCACACCACUGAUGUGGGCUUGUGCUCUUGGUCAUACUGACGCAGCGCUGGUGCUCUACCAGUGGGACACGAGAGCUUUGGCUAUUCCUGACUCUCUGGGUCGCUUGCCGCUCAACAUCGCCAGAUCCCGGGGCCACACGCGAUUGGCCGAGCUCUUGGAGCAGCUGCAGCAGAGUCCUCAAGCUCAAAGCCAGCCUGCUGAUUCGUGGAUGGACAGGUGGAGAGGUGGCGCUGAACUCGGUAGAAUAAGCAGCAGUCAUUCUUCUAACCCUAACUCAGAGGCGAGAACGAGGCCAGGGAGUCAGUCACAGUCAAACAACCAGACCUGGAACCAGACAGGACCCCGAGCCUCACAGGCAACCCAGGGAGAGCAGGCGGGUCCACCCCCGGCUAAGAGACUCAAAGCCACCCAGCAGCAACUCUCUAACUUAACCUCCAGCGACGUAACCUCCGGCCCGAAGCACCUCAGCCCCAACGAUCACCUCCCCCCUGUACCCAGCCCCCAACAAAUCCAACAUCCCAACCUCAGCAAUCGGAACGCACUUCCCGCCAGUUUCAGUCCCGACCGUCCGCGGCUACCCAGCAGCCCCCCCUUCUCCCACCUGCAGGCCAGGAUAGGGGCUUCGGGAGGGGGCGUCAGGUGGAGUCUGAGACAGACUCUGGGGCAGCGUAGCCUAGCCAGGAGGAUUCUGGGGAAGGAGAGACUGGCGGUUCACCUGCGCCAAAGAGUGCUGACUGACAGGGGGGAGGAGACAGAGCUGCUGACCUAUCAGGAUAACACGGACGACUUGCAGGUGGAUAUUUCAAUGUUAGCUGAUCACAUCAUGGAGACAUCCGCUGGUCGACUGAAACAGGGAACCAUGGAGGCUGACACGGACUCUGGAAGGCUGGGCCUCAGCAGGGAUGUCAGAUUAUUAUCUGGUUAUCUUGCUGAAGUGGAAAGGUUCCUUAAUGCCAAACUUCAUACUCCUGGCCCUAAACCAACCUCUCACUCAGGGCCUGAGGGUGAGCUGAGUCAACAAGCUGAGAAAGUCCUGUCCAACCGCUCUGACUGGAACUCCUUCCUCUCCACAGCUAUGAAAGGGGAACGCUUGAAAACGGACUCAUCUUUUCUAGCCAUGACGGAGGCAGAGCAGAGAGAACUGUACGAGACCAUCAGGAACGCUCUGCACUCCCUUAGAAAACACAAGGGUCCUAUUCAGGAACAACGCAAAGAGAUUGCAGCAGUGAUUCAGCGCUGCUAUAAGAGAUACAAGCAGUAUGCACUUUAUAAGAGGAUGACCCUGGCAGCCAUCCUGAUCCAGAGCCGUUUCCGGAGUUUUCACGAGCAGAGGAAGUUCCAACAGAGUCGCAGAGCAGCAGUCCUCAUACAGCAAUAUUACCGCUCCUACAGACACUCCCUCAGAGACCUUCUAACUAAAAAGCAGAACCAGGCUGCACGCAAGAUCCUGAGGUUCCUGCUCCGAUGCCGCCACAGGGUCAGAGAGCAGAAAAAGGCCAGGGGUCCUGAGAGCCCACCGCCAGGCCCCGCCCACAGCCCACUCAGCCUGUGAGCAACCCCCACUCUUCUCCUUCUUCUUUUUCCUCUCCAAACUACGUUCCUCCCUGCCCCCGCCCCCCUCCCCUUCCGUCCCUUCCAUCCUCGUCGCCCCCUUUUUCGCUCGCCCUCUAUCCUGUCUUCUCUCAAGAGGAAGAACGAAACUUCCCAGACUGACAGAGGACAGGAUAGGUGUCCAUCAUGGCAGCUCAGACACAGACUACUAUGGCGAGCCCGGGGAUCUGGCUCCGCCCACAGCACUGAUCCUCCUCCGCGGUUUCCACCGGGAGGCCAUCACAUUAACCUCAUGGCAUUCUUUGCACUCUUCAUGGGUCUGUUUCUUGGCAAGUCCGCGAGAGCCAAACGGGAGCGAGUGAGGAAGCGGCCGACGAUGUCAUGGCGACGUUUGCGGAUGCGGAUGCGGUGGAAGGCGUCAGUCAUCUGGCGGGACUCGCCGAACUCAUGCAAAACCCAAACGAUGAUCCGUGAAAGGAUAAGAAAACAUAAACCAAAAAACUCACUUCUAUGUUGCAUUUGCAUGCAAGUUUUUCCUUAUUUUUAUUUGGCUUUUUCCUCCUCCUCCUCCUCCUUCUCCUCCUCCUCCGCCUCCUCCUCCAUCAUCCCGACGAGCUUCGGUGGCGAAUCAUCGUGUUAACUCGGUAUAAUUACGACAUCACCCACCGCUCUUGACUCUCACCAGGCGUCCCAGCCUAUCAGCCGGUCACAUGAUCAAAAGGGGAGGAACCACUUGAAUGUAAGAGGAGCGUCGUUUUCCGCGAGGGUCGGGGGUCUGACUUAACGAUGUCUUAAUUUGUUACAUGGACUUUGUACGGAGUUUGUUCUCAAGGGGCAGCACUUUGCCAGCCCCCACGUGGUGUGUCUGUGUUCGUUCGAUUCUCGAUGCAUGUGUUUGAGCCACGAGCUCCUGCAUGCUUGCCAAAACUGCUUUCGUGUCGUUUCUUUUGUAUUUCUAUGUGUAGUUGUGUCUCACUGUUCUCAUCGACUUCUCCUCGCCCUGCGUAAUGUGAAUUGUGUACGGACAAAUGACAUAUUUUGGGUGCUUUUUUUUUUUAAAGAAAAAAAAAUGUUUAUUUAUUUAAGGGUCUGAUAUUUAUUUGAUUGGCUCAAGAGUGGUUAAGCUUGAGACUGGUUUCCGCCCCCCCUACCCCACUGACCCCCUUCCUCCUCCUACUCCCUGUGUGCUAAAAUAUGACAUGUUGCGGUGGUUUAAUGUCUCCGUUAGUUUGUUUUUUCGCGUGAACCUCGAAAUCCUAACUGUGGUUUUGAGGAGAGAGUCACACACAGUAACAUUGCCUUGACUUCUUCCUGACUCUGAGAGGUCUCUAUGCUAGCUCUGUACAGGACACGGGUCCGAUACCUACCCCUAUACAGGGCAUUGAUCCCCAUAUUGGCCCAUACGGGCAAUCAAAUCCAUAUUUUGGACUAUUGCAUAUUCCUGUAUAUAAACUGACGAGGUAAGGGGAUACGAGGACCCUGAAACUUUUUCAUAAGAGGACUGUAUUUAAGAUUAUAAAUUAUUUUACUCCCAUAAUGAGAACUUAACAUAGAGACCUGGCUACACAGGAUGGCUGUAUUGCUUGUAAAUAAUGUAGAUAUUACAAACCGAGUAAUGUGCAUGAUAUUUACGACAAAGAAACAGCAAAAAGAACAUGUUAGUGGCUACGGACUGUGAGAGGAUUUUAACGGCUUCACCUUAAGAGUAUCCAGUAUAAGUGUUACUGAAAAAGAACAUUUUGUUCAAGCAUGCAAACGAAAAAAAAAAAAAUGUAAUGUUAGAAUUAAAUAAGUGGGGAAAACAAAGUUAGCUGAAAAAGUGAUCUUUCAGACAAAACAUUUACACGUUGUGCUUUUGUUCCUUGGCUAGCAAAAAUCAAACACUUUUUUGCCAGUAGUGCCAAUUAUUAUGAAUGCUAUUUUGCCUAAUACUUUACGUUGGGGGGGGAAAAAAAAAAAAACCAACACCCAAAAGAUAUCAGCAAGAUGCACAGAGGCAACACACACAGACAAUAAACAGUAGACAAGAUAGUAAUAGCUCAAGUGUAGUUUGACUAGAGGAUGAUGUUGAAGAUGCAAAACAAUGAAAAUAACGGCGGUAAAGAUUGCUGACAUGGCGGAGGCAUUGAGGGUGCUACAUUCUUUACAAUGUGGUCGUGCUUCAGCAACAUACUACCUUUUUUUAGUUCAAACCAUUCUCACUAACAGAAUGUCUCCUUCGCGCUCUUUACGUAUCAUUUGAAUCCGUUUUCUCCUCCUCAUCACUGCCAUUGUACGACAUGUGCUUAAGAAUUCUGGAAAGCUCUGUUUAGGAAGUGCCUGCUCAAUAACAGAAAAAAAAAAGUGCAAGCUAAUAUCAGGAAAUGUCUAUUGUAUGUUCUCCAUAUGGCUGCCGGUUACAUUUUUUGCUUUCAAGAAAUUGUGUGUUCAAAGUCACGAGUGGCGAGUUCGAUGCGUUCGAAUUGAUUAUACAGUUUGCCCGCUUGUUUGUGCAUUUUUUCAGUAUUGGAACCUCAAAUCCGUCCCCGGUCAUGCGAACGUCUUAAGUGUAAUGAGGCGGGAGGAUCGUUUGACUUCCCGCGCCGAUAUCACAUUGACAUGUUCUUGUAGCAUUAACGUGAAAUAAGAACGCAGUAGUUUUUCCAGAAAACCGCACGCUCCUGUCCCAUCAUUCCGUGUCUGUCCCACCCUGUGUCUCUCCCACACAAACACAAUCGUACACAGUCAGACACAACAAGAAGGCCACAGUCUUUCUCUCUGUGCUUACGUCUUCGGGAACGGUUCAAUCUCUCCCUUAGAUUUUACUCAGGGUUAAAGAACAGGGAGAUGAUAUGUGGAGUGUCGCUAAUUCAUUGCUAACACACAACUCGUACAUACGUUCAGGAUACUUGUUUGUCCGAUGAAAAACAAUCUCAUUCGCAUAUUUUAGUCUCAUUUUGUGAGGCGGCGGUGAAUGUGAUCUAUUUGCUAAAGUGUAAUCUGUGUAUUUUUUUUUUUUUAUUUUUUUUUAGCAAUUUCUAAAGGUCGUAAACGCACAAGAUUUAAUACAAAGAAGUAGAAAAACUGUCCCGGUCAUGUGUUAUACUUGUGUUAAAACACCGGAAAGUUGCAAGAUCUCUAAAAUGUGCACUUCCGUGAUUCCUCACAGACACAGAUUUCCUCCCACCUCGGCACAACUCCUGUUUAGAUUGUCCACACACACACACACAUACACACACAUACACACACACACCACAACAUCCUUGCGCUUGUCAAUUCACAGAUUGAAUGGCUAACACAGAGAGCGUGUAUUAAAAAAAAGAGAUUAUGUCUAAAAAAAAAAAAAAAGUACUGGGGGAAAAAAGUUAAA